This is a messenger RNA of Scophthalmus maximus (turbot), 2268 nucleotides long. Its product is annotated as sarcoplasmic reticulum histidine-rich calcium-binding protein-like. Lineage: Eukaryota; Metazoa; Chordata; Actinopteri; Pleuronectiformes; Scophthalmidae. The record is from RefSeq and is a predicted model, not a curated record. The transcript is spliced from 3 exons. The coding region runs from base 797 to 1954 and encodes 385 amino acids.
GCGUAGGGAACACUGGAGCUUCCUAUGCGAAAGGAAAGACGAAACAGACCCACAAUUCAUUGCGGCAGCGACAUUUAACGCGUCGCGCCGCGAACGGACCUAAACGAUUCAAUCCGGAGAAGAAGAAGAAGAAGAAGAAGAAGAAGAGGAAGAGUAUGAAUAUGGCCCAGAUGUCAGUCACUGUUACAUGUGAAUCAUAACACGUGAUGUCACGCGGUGGUGAAACACUGAAACAUGCCGACGGAGCCGCAGAGGUUUUUGUAGUUCAUCUUCGGAAACGUCACGGCGUGGUUUAGUGAAAGUGGAGUCGGAUUGUCUGAGCAGCGCCGUCGGUUUCUCCAAAGUCCCAUCAGUUCUCACUGACACCUUUCUUUGACCUCGUGACCUUUGCCACUGAGGUCAAGGGAAGAGUAGACAGGAAGGAGAAUUGGACCUCCAGUCUUUUAACUGGACGAGUUUCUAAAGAUGUGGAAAAUGUUCUUGGAUGCGGAUUGGCCCUGGAAAAACAAGAGAAGAUGAAAGUACAGCGUGUGACGUCGCUGCAUGUCAGCCAAUCGGAACCGGCCUGGUACGAUUGAAGCCGAGGAUCCUUUGACGCGGAGAGCGGUUCUGACGUAUCAAAGGAGCCGACUGUUUCAUUCCGCCGCUUGAAUGUUCAAACGUGCUCACAUGGGUCACGUCUUCACUCGCGGAGAGAGAGAGAGAGAGAGAGAACAGUCGCGAGUUCUGAUGUGAGCAGACGCUGUCGCCCGUGUAGUCGCAAACUAGUGGGAUAGCUUUUCCGUGUCGCGUCCCAAUGGAAGCGGCGGGAGACGGACCCCACAACGGUCUGAACUGUCCGUCCUUUUACCUGUACCCGCUCGGAGAUCGGCCGCUGGCCACGGAUCUGAACGAUAAUCACAUUGCCUGGUUGGAAUUGGUUUGGAAUUUGGAAGCAGACGAUCGCGAACUGGCCGCAGUGACGUUCAGAUAUGGACACGAUGUGAGCGACGGCGACGACGACGACGACGGCGACAGCGACGACGAAGUCUACAUUCAGGUCAUCGGAGGCGACGUUGUGGGCCGCGACAAUGACGGCGGCCUUCGCGACGGAGAGGACGCAGUCGGUGGCGGCGGCGGCGGCGGCCGGGUCGAGGAAGAAGACCCUCUGCCUGGGGGAUCCAGGAUGACGUCCGGAGAGAUGGAUGAACAGGACGACGAAGAGAGCAGCUCGAGUUUCAGGUGGUGGGAGGAGUCGGAUGACGACACCGACGACAACGACACCGACGACUACGACACCGACGACGGCGGCGACGCCGACGUCUGUGGCGACCGUUGUGGAAAGAGUCCGGUCAGAAGGGCGGCGGCUGACGCCGAGGUCGCCGAGGAAGGCGCCCCGCCCGGUCCGCCGGCGAAAAGGCCGGGAGGGUGCGGUACGGCAGAGGACGAGGCGAGCAGCGACAGCUCCAGACGCCGGCACGAGUCGGUCGACGGGGGCUCGGUAAGAACCGGCCAAGACCUCGCUCGCGGCGUCCGCGUUGAUCCGCUCGAAGGUGGAGAUCGCGCCGAGGGGGAGAUGGGCGCCGACAACCAGCCGGUGGAGAAGGAAGCCAGCGCGGCCGACGGCGGAGGAGCCCACCUGCGCGGCCCGGGUAGGAAAAGGCCCGGGGAGCGCGACAGGGCGGAGGAUGAGACGAGCAACAAAAGAUCCCGAUGCAUUCACGAGCGGGACGACAGGCGCUCGGUCCGGGCCGGCCGAGGUCUCGCUCACGGCGUCGGUAUUGACUUGGUCGGAGGCGGCGGGAGGCAGAAGGGCGGCGACGGCGACGACGACGACGACGUCCAGCCGGUCGAGGAGGAGGCGACGACGACGGCGCGGCCGUCGGGGAAGAGGUCGAGGAAGAGGCAGCGGGAGCACGACGAGGACGAGGACGAGGACCGGAGACACCGAAGGCCGCUCAAACGCGUGAGAUGAGGUCGACGAGUUGGGGGUUUGAAGCGGUCCAGAAAAAAAACUAUAAUGCAAGCACCUCUCUCUCUCUCUCUCUCCUCCUCCUCUUUGUUGUUUUAUCAUCUUUGUUUUCUUUCCGCUUGCAUACAAUGUAGAGUAUUCCACACCGCAGAGCUCGGGGCGGGGGCCACCAUGGUUGCCUCUGCGACCGCUGCACAAGCAGCCGCCUCACGCGGCCACGCCGGGUCGCUUGAGAGCAAGACGCCACGUGAGAUUUAAGAGGGAGUUCAUAAAAAGCAAUAAAGGCAACUGUGUCCUGUGAGCGGGCGGAAUGUGGA